This is a messenger RNA of Pieris macdunnoughi, 1989 nucleotides long. The record is from the annotation of a GenBank genome assembly. NCBI's taxonomy places the organism in Eukaryota, Metazoa, Arthropoda, Insecta, Lepidoptera, Pieridae.
AUGCAUCUGAAGCUCUUUUGUACGUUCGUGUGCGUUGGCCUCGCACACUCGUUACGUGUUGGUGCGGGUAUUGCUGACGUCACGGGCCCACCUGCAGAAAUUGGUUUUAUGGGUUACGCGCACUUCGAGCAGGUCGGGCAUGGACUACAUUUACGUCAGUUCUCGCGAGCGUUUGUGCUGGAGGAUGAAGAGAACCAUCGCUUCGUGUUCGUCUCCGUGGAUGCAGCUAUGAUGGGACAUGGUGUACGACGAGAGGUGUUGAAACGCCUGCAAAAGCGUUACGGUAACGUGUACAGUGAGAAGAAUGUGAUCAUAAGCGGGACUCACACGCACUCCACUCCAGGUGGCUUCCUUCUGGAUUUCCUCUUCGAUUUGUCUAUCCUUGGCUUCGUGAAAGAGACAUAUGCCGCCUAUAUAACUGGUAUACUCAAGAGUAUAAUAAUAGCACACAAUAAAUUGACAUCAGCUAGAAUGGAAUACGGUGAGGCGGAACUGCUGGAUGCCAACAUCAAUCGCUCACCUUCAUCAUACCUUCGAAAUCCACCCGAAGAAAGGGCAAAGUACGAUUACGACGUGGAUAAAAGGUUAGCUCAGAUCCGCUUCCUCACACCGAGUAAUGAUAUCCUCGGGGUGAUUAACUGGUUCGCAGUUCACCCCACAAGCAUGAAUAACACCAACAAGCUGAUAUCAUCAGAUAAUGUCGGAUAUGCGUCGAUCCUUAUGGAGAAAGCUCUGAACGGCAAUGAAACUUUGCCAGGCAAGGGUCGUAUAGUGUGUGCGUUCGCGUCUACCAAUUUGGGCGACGUCUCUCCAAACACCCGAGGCCCUAAAUGUGAAUUUUCUGGUCUUCCGUGCGAUCAGGAGAAGUUGUUGUGUAAGGGGCAUAAAGAGAGAUGCUUCGCUUCCGGCCCAGGGAGAGAUAUGUUUGAGAGCACCAAGAUUAUCGCCACGAAGCUCUUUGACACGGCUAUGAAAGUUCUCCGUCAACCCGGCGAAGACUUAACUGGACCGAUAGGUGUGGUUCAUCAAUUCGUGGAUAUGCCCAAGCAAGUCGUAUCUCCCUAUGAUCCGAUUGCACAGACUUUUAAUGCGAGUGAAAAGGUAUCAGGUUGCAUACCCUCUAUGGGGUAUAGUUUCGCGGCAGGGACCACAGAUGGCCCCGGUGCCUUCGAUUUCAAGCAAGGAACAACUUCGUCUAACCCCCUUUGGAACGCCGUACGGGACUUCCUCGCUGAGCCCACGCAAGAAGACAUUGCCUGUCACGCGCCGAAGCCCAUAUUAUUGGCCACUGGGAGGAUGAAGUUCCCAUACGAAUGGCAACCUCGCGUUGUAUCGUGUACAGUGGCCCGAGUUGGGGGCUUAGUAAUCGCGGCCGUGCCUGGUGAGUUCACUACGAUGUCUGGUCGGCGCUUGCGCAGCGUGGUCCAAAAGGCGUCAAAUGCUAAACGGGUCGUUUUGGCUGGAUUAUCGAAUAUCUAUUCGGAUUAUGUUGCUACGCCUGAAGAGUAUCAGGCUCAGAGAUACGAAGCUGCGUCGACAAUCUUCGGCCCUCACACCCUCGACAUUUAUCUCAACAAGUAUGUUGAACUCACCGACGCACUAAUUAAGGGUACACCAGUGGAAAACGGCCCAGAGCCUCCAGAUUUCAGCGAACAGUUGAUCACCCUCGUCCCACCGGUGCUGUGGGAUGCCGCCCCUUGGGGUCACGAGUUCGGAGAUUGUGUGGAACAGCCCCAGCAUUCCUACAGCUGGAUGGAUACCGUUACCACUAAAUUUGUAUCAGGUCAUCCGCGUAAUAGCAUUCGUCACGGGCGCUGGUACUCCACGGUCGAGAGGCUGGAGUCGGAGCAGGAUGACGCCUGGAGCGUUGUGGCCACCGAUGCCGAUUGGGAGACCAAAUUCACAUGGAUCCGUAACUCAAAAAUCCUGGGGACCAGCCACGCUCAGAUAGACUGGGAGAUCCCCGAAGGGACCCCACGCGUCACAUAA